This is a messenger RNA of Misgurnus anguillicaudatus (oriental weatherfish), 3096 nucleotides long. NCBI's taxonomy places the organism in Eukaryota, Metazoa, Chordata, Actinopteri, Cypriniformes, Cobitidae. The record is from RefSeq and is a predicted model, not a curated record.
CCACACCCGUUUAAUCUGAUACCUGCGAUACUAACCUGUUACCUGAGACAGAAUCAAAAUCACCUACAAGUACCGUGGGUUUACAUGUAGACAUAGAAUUUGUGAUGGUAACUGGCUUUUAACAGUAAAAUACGGAGUACACAGUGUGCAAAGCCGUGAGAGCAAAGGCAAACCAUAAAAGUUAAUUAGGCUAUACUGUACUAGGGACUGGUAAAUUUCCAUUCAGCUGAAAAACAAAACAGGCUCAGGCUCAGACCAUGGCAUGGGAGAUCUAUCCUUAAGACAAACAACUUCAUUGACGUGUGUUUCCUGUAAUGUGAUGUUUCGAUAGUUAUGGUUAUGUGCUGGCAGUCCUCACAACAGUUGUCAUGGAUGACACUAGUGCACUGCAUGUGUGGUUUUGAAGUGAAAUCAGUUGCGGUUUCCAACACAAAGUGUCAUGACGUCAUCAUUGCAUUUAUGAAACGUGAGUCAGGAUUUCUGGUCUAGUUUGACAAGAACAGAGGAUGAAACAAAAGUGGGAACAGCCAGUGGAGCAACAGCCAGUUAAGCGUGGAUUUUACUGUUAAAACACUGAUGAGUCAAGACAGAAAGAAAAGCCAUGUUCGAUAUCUACAGGAAAGUGCCCAAAGAUCUCACCCAGCCAACCUAUACGGGAGCUUUCAUUUCAAUAUGCUGCUGCGUCUUCAUGCUGUUCCUGUUUCUCUCAGAACUUACGGGAUAUAUAAGCACAGAAAUAGUAAACGAACUGUAUGUCGAUGACCCUGAUAAGGACAGUGGUGGGAAGAUAGAUGUGAGUUUAAACAUCAGUUUGCCAAACUUACACUGUGAUUUGGUGGGUUUGGACAUUCAAGAUGAGAUGGGACGUCAUGAAGUGGGCCUCAUAGAGAAUUCAAUGAAGGUGCCUCUCAACAACGGUUAUGGCUGCCGCUUUGAGGGAGAAUUCAUUAUUAAUAAAGUUCCAGGAAACUUUCAUGUGUCGACACACAGCGCGACCGCUCAGCCUCAGAACCCUGAUAUGACCCACAUCAUUCACAAACUGUCUUUUGGGCAGAAGCUGGAGGUGCAACAUGUUCAGGGUGCUUUCAAUGCUUUGGGUGGAGCCAACAAACUUCAGUCCAAUGGUUUGGCAUCCCAUGAUUACAUUCUCAAGAUCGUCCCCACGGUUUACGAGGAGCUGGGGGGAAAUCAGAGAUUUUCUUACCAGUACACAGUGGCGAAUAAGGAAUAUGUGGCAUACAGCCAUACAGGACGCAUUAUACCUGCGAUCUGGUUUCGCUAUGACCUCAGUCCAAUAACAGUAAAGUACACCGAGAGGAGACAGCCGUUAUACCGCUUCAUUACCACAAUAUGCGCUAUUAUCGGCGGCACGUUUACAGUAGCGGGCAUCAUUGACUCCUGCAUAUUCACAGCCUCGGAAGCCUGGAAGAAAAUUCAGAUCGGGAAAAUGUCAUGAGUCUUACUGAAGAUCUGCCAGCCAAACCUCUGCAUCCCAUCAGUUUUCCAACAUUUGGAAUUUCUCAAAAAUCGUAUUAAAUGGACUUCUCCGUUUAUUUCCUACACUAAAUUAUAAGGAUUUGCUGAACUCUAGGAGGUGAUUUCUCUAUCUGGCGGCCACAUUCAGUGUUUUAUAGGAUUUAUGUGGAAAGAACUUGAUUUCCACUCAUAUGAAGGACUCCAGGGUUUUCUCGUUCAAACAGAGAGUUUUAAAGGAAUACUUUAAGUGUUAAAUGUGGAGAAUGAUGUCACUUUAGAUCUAUCAUAUUGAAAUGGUUUACAUGAAUUUUACUUUAAGAUUUCCAACCAGUUCCUUUGGCCUUUGUACAACAGUCAAGUCAUGAAUUACAUUAUAUAUUUGAUUGUAUAUGUGCCUUUAUAGGAACCAAGGUUUAUUAAGUCUUUCUUUAUCUAUUGAAAACUAUCAAGGACUCCAGGUCAAUCCCAAAGCUAAAGAUAUCAAUUUUUGCAUAAUAAAGUUUAAAUCUGUUUUUAACUAUUAUGAAUUAUUUUUUAGUAUUUUCAUGACAGGUGCGUAUGGUUUUUUUCCUUCUAAAUUCUCAUUACCACAAUGCAAAAGACGCCAUAGGUUAAAUAGUAAAGUUUUUGGGGAAAUAGUGGUUUGAGUUUUGUCAUGUUCUCUGUCAGCGUGGGUUUACUCCGGGUACUUCAGUUUCCUCCCACAGUCCAAAAACAUGCAGAUUUGGCGAAUUGGAAAUGUCAAAUUGGCAUUCCCUCAACAUGUGUGUAGAUGAACUUUUGUGGAUCAACUGGUUCUCAUCAUGAAUAUAACCAUAGAUCCUGGAAUGCCGUUAAGAAUAAAAUAAAGUUUUAAAGUACAAUUUUACUAUGUUUUUACUGUAAUACAGUACAAACUACUGUAUUUCAGUAAAUUAUAAAAUCUGAUAUGAUCACUGUUGAGAAUAAUAAACAUCACAAAAAAGCCUAUAUUACGUCAAUCUAUUGGGGAAUUUGGGAGAAAAAAUUGUGCUUAUCUGUUGUUGAAAUAUUUGUUGUAGAAAACCUUUUUGUUUAAGUACGCUUCAUUUUCUUUAGGCAAAAUAUUCUUUUUUUUUUUUUGUUUUUGAGUAAAUGUGACCAGGACAGGUUUUCAUGGGAUUCACCCAGUUGAUUUUUAAAGCAAUGCAUGAUGGACUUUUUUGAGAAGUGUUGAUGUAGUAUACGCUGGGUUUUGUUUUUACAUUCUUUACAGUAAUGCCUGCAUCAUCCUAGAUGUAUAUUUAAGUUUCUUCUGUAGUUUUAUGUAAAGCUUUCAACUGAGGGGAAAUUUCAAAUACUUUCCUGUUUAAACAAUCUUGAAUGAAGGCUUUUUAUAGGCUACCUUACUGAUGAUUUAAUUUCCUCUGUCUAUAUAUGUUUAUUGGUUAAACUUUUAUUUUGAAAAGUGUGCUGGGAAAUGUCUCAUUAUCUUCCUGUCAAGUGUUCAUUUCUCAUCAUUGUUUGAGUAUUUUGUGAAACCUGUUAUACUGGAUUGAGUGUUUAAAGUUUCAUAUGUAGUAUGUGCCGUAUUGAUGCCUAUAGCACACUUAACGUGGCAACAAGUGUAUUUACACUACAGUGACAACAGAAAACCACAAC